UGUGUUCAUGUGCCCUUCGAGCAGCUCACAUCUUCACGUGCUAGUGCUAACACGCGCGGCACGCACGCAAUGAAGGCUUCCGCAAUUGGGCUGGCAUGUUUCGCUGGUAUCGCGCACGUAAGUGGGUUCGUGUCACAUGUGAUUCCACGUGGCAGCCGAGUGUCGCACGAUGUGAGCUCGCUUGUGGCAUCGCGCCCUCUCCCUCGCCCCUAUCGACCAACAGCCGGCAGGGCCAAUAGUAACCUGUUCAUGAAGAAGGGAGGGGCACAUCUGCGGGAGCAUGGAGAGAGAAAUCGAACGAGACAUCUGACUUCACGGAUAGGCCACCCUGGCGGUCUUCACAAGGUUGCUCUGCUCGCCUUGGCCGGAGCCGUUUCAUGUCAACUUCUACCUCACGCAGCAGUAGCCGCAACCGAGACGGCCGUGCCCAUAGCUUCAGCAGCCGUCGACGGUACAUUGGUGGAGAGACUAACUAGUUCGGGUUUUUUCCAGGCCUUUUCACUCGUGUUUGUCUCCGAAAUUGGCGACAAAACCUUCUUCAUUGCCGCUCUUUUGGCGGCGAAAACAAGCCGCCUCAUCUCCUUUGCGGGCUCGGUCGGGGCACUGGCGGUGAUGACGGUGCUCGCGGUGCUCUUGGGGUUGGCGUUUCACUCCGUGCCGUCCGUGUUCACGUCUGGCCUUCCUCUGGACGACAUCAUAGCGGCGGCAGCUUUUCUCUACUUCGGAAUCAACACCUUGAAAGAUGCUUACGCGCUGCCGGACGAUUCCAACCAAGGUAUUGAGGAAGAGCGGGCCGAAGCCGAAGAGAGCGUCAAGGAGCUUGAAGGGAAGAAAACCGUUUGGGCUUUGAUUCUGCAAACGUUCUCAUUGGUUUUUGCUGCCGAGUUUGGAGAUCGGUCCUUCCUGACUACCAUCGCUUUGGGCGCGGCGCAGAAUCCGUUUGGCGUUGCGUCAGGCGCGAUUGUGGCGCACGCAUCGGCCACCGGUAUCGCUGUGACGGGAGGAGCGCUACUUUCCCAGUACAUCUCGGAAAAGGUUAUCGGUUACAUUGGCGGAGCACUGUUUGUCGUGUUUGCAGUAACCACAGCGAUUGGUAUUUUUUGAGAGGUUUCGUCGGAAUGCCUGCGUAGAGCCUUAGUAUAAGGGUUUUUGUUGUCUCUGUUGCUGUGCGACUACAAAAGCAUGAAUAAUUUGUAGACGAAGAUUAAGCCGCAUGAUGCCUGCCGUCCCGGGCACACAACACGCGAAUUCUUAGUGCAUGCAUCUAGAACCACACUGGAGAAAUUCCCCCACGCAACCGACACAUACUAUGACCAAGGAUGAUCGUAUUUUGGUUUUGUUUACACUUCUCCAGAGCCAUUCGUGGACCGGGCGAACAUCCUCAUCGCCGCUUGAGGAACUUCUGGCUCUAUGAAAGGCGUUGAAGGUGUACGCACCACGCAGGCACUCGCCCUGCAGCGUUGACGCCAUUUUACCUCACUUUCGUACCAAACGAUGAACAGUCACGAAGGGUAGUAGUGUCUCCGGGAUUAGGAGAUGCCGCCCUUCUACUAGAGUUUCUGGCUAUGUCGUCUUGAUCGACCUCUACAGUAGUAGAGCCUUGACACGCCAACGGCAGCAUCUUCAUCCUUGCUGUGCUACCUCAACGGCAUAUUCAUGUUCCGCGUACAGCAGUGCCGGCAUUCGUCAGGCCGAAUACGGGUGCUUUGAAAACAAAAUAACCUUCAUUAACGAAUGAGCGGAACCAAAAUAUUCAAAGCUCUCAUCAGCAGCGAUCGAAUAAGCCCAUUCACAGCGCGGGGUUUGGGCUUUCAAGAAAGAUAUGCCCCCAUGACCAUCAUAGCAGGAGGCACUUCAUCCCACAAGAAUCGCCAUAUCCCAACAACUACGGCAAACCCUGCGAAAAAAAAUGCAGAUUCGAAAAGCUCUCUUUCAGAACUAUUUUACUGCGGCGGAAAUAUCCCCGAGCUCGUUGAUGAAGAACUAAAAAAAAUCAGAACCAACAUUUCAAUUUUUUUCGCCCACAUCAGUCCCAACGGCUGCCACACAUGAAGAGGUCGCGGUCCACGCCCAUGGCUCUUAAGCUGCGCGACAAGUCCCUGGCGACCAUACUGGCAACCUUGGCUCAUCGUGGUGGUAAGCUGCUGAGUGUGCAUCAGCACAAGGCUCCGAAGAAGUAUCUUGUGCAACUGACGGCCCAAGUGCAUGGAUCCAGACAGCGCUGGUGCACCCACCUCCUCCCCUCCCCGGCCUGCUCCCCGGCCGGGGCCGAAAUCGACCUUGUGAGCCCCUCGCGGGCGAACCAGGCCACAACAGAUAGUAGGUGGGUGGUGUCCCAAGGUGCAACUCACCGCCGCGCUGGCUCAGCGUGGCGGUGAGGAUGCACAGACGGUGGUAGUGGCGAGAGGUGUAUGUGGACCUUGUCCCCGCGGCAGCAAUGCAAAGCGGCAAACUGCACCUGGUAACCACCGUCGCGGAAAACGUGGCCCACGAAGCUGGAGGAGCAGAGAGAUUCGUAAAAACCACGCGAGUAAGCACCGUUCGCGGGAGAAGGGAGAUAACCGCGGGCGACGCGGGGGGGGAGUGCUGCACCCUCCUCGUCCAAACACCACAGGCAAGCACCGAGCCCUGCAAAGAUGGAUCGAUGCGAAGAAACUCGCCGCUCGGAUUAAACGGAAGAAAACACC
This is a messenger RNA of Ectocarpus sp. CCAP 1310/34, 2687 nucleotides long. The record is from the annotation of a GenBank genome assembly. Lineage: Eukaryota; Phaeophyceae; Ectocarpales; Ectocarpaceae.